GCUGUUUGUGGUCCAGAGAGCAGUGCUUUUUCAGAUGGCAAACCCACAGUGGCUGCAUCAUGUGCUUUCUGAGGCCCUAAACAAGAUUUAAAUGCCUAAACCAAGUGUCAGUGUCAGAUCACAGGCGAAGGAAUCUCCAUCAAACCUAGGAUUUAAAUCCAGCUUCGCUCUUACUCCAUCAAAGAUUUCCCGUCUUCCAACACCGGCUCCCCUGUGUUAACCGGAAGCAGGGUGGAAAAGACUCCGUUUUGGAGUCGCCACCAAGUUCUUGACUCGUUCGGCUGUCGUCGACUCUCCUCGAGAUCUUUCUCUUCUUACGAAAUCUGGGCCGCGCACAAAUGGCAUUCCCAGCAUCCACCCAAUCUCAGUGGCCCCCACACCAGUCCACAAAUUGUCAGCUGGAAGGAACAUGGGAGCCAACAAAGUUGAUCUUGUCAAAGAUCCAGCGCUAGAUCGCCUCACCUUCCAGUGAGAAUAAGAUUUGUUUGCAAUAGGAAAAGAAAGGUAGAAGAAUUGGUUGGUGUGUUCUCUGGGAAUCGCGUUUGCUUGCUCGGAAUUGCACGGUUCAAGUGGCAGCGCGACUCGAGUGUCUCCAUUCCCCCACACCCCAAGGCAACAAGGGAAGGAGAGAAUCUCUGAGCCUAUAAAGAAGGGAAAUAAAAAUCCCAUCGUGACCGCUGCUGCCGAAACCCAAUAAAGGAUACUCACUGGAAGAGUACGAGAAGCCAAUCACAGGAGAGAGAAAUAGAGAGCGAAGGAAUCAAAAGACCAGAUGUUGACAAAUUUCCUGUCACUGUUCUUAGAAGGUCGUUCGUUGUUGUGAGAGAUUUUUCCUUUUAUCUCGGAUCUCUCUCCUCUCCCUUUCUUUGUGGCCCAGGGGGGAUCGAUAUCCUUCGAUCUGCGGCAGCGUCUCCUGCCAAUGGCCAAUUCCGGAUGCCCGUCUCUUCACCUUUAGCGCCUUUUGAUCCCAAAAAUCCGGUCUUUUUGGCUGAGACCCUUGGCGCUUGUCGUCUCCUGUCGCUGGUACUGGUGCGGUACGACGAAAGUUGACGUUUUGCCAUGGCGGAAGGCCCGCGGCCGCUUGGAUUUUUGAUGUUCCGCGUUCUGAUGCUGAAUCCACUGCAGCGAUGUUCGCGGCGAUGCGGGCGGAGGUCUCUCCGUGACUGGGAAAUCUGAGGCUUUCUUCUGACUACAGUCUUCAAGAGCAUGUUUUUGACCAAAUUGACCAGCUUUGGUUGUGAAGUCGGGCAUCAACUUGAGGGCGUUGAAGCCUAAACUCCAAUUCGAUUUUCGAAAUCGUACUUUCUUCUAGCUAACGUGCUUCAGAUAAUUCGCUUGCUGAUUGCUGCAGCCAUGUUGAACAACUCUAUCCAGGAUUUAAUGGGAAUCACAUUCAAGUGGCUGUAACCUGUUUUGCUAACUGGAUUCGUAUUCCCUCUUUCCAGUUCUCCAAGUAAUACUCUGGUAACUACAACAUCCUACAUUAACUAUUCAUGAAUGGCAACAAAAGUGCAGAUAAAAAGUUACCUUCCAGGCUAUUAUCCUUUGCAGGAUGUUAAGGAGGAUGCAAGUAGUUGGACUAGUUGCUAUCAGGAUGAGAAAUUAAGUGAGCAUCUCUAUAAUAGUUAUAUGCCAAAGUCAGUGAACGAUUCAGCACAGGAUAAAGAAAUGUUGAAGCGGACAAUGCUUGAACAUGAAGCUAUUUUUAGGAGGCAGGUCUAUGAACUUCAUCGUCUUUAUAGAAUUCAGAAGGACCUAAUGAAUGAAUAUCAAACUAGAGGGUUUGAUGGAUCAUCCAUACUGGCAGAAGCAUCACACUCAAACUCUUUUUCAUCUCAAAUGCAUUACGAAUGCAACAAAAAGAUGUCAUCACAGAAGUCUCACUUCCCUAUAGGAAGGAUCAGUUGCAGAAAGACACCUUUUGGGGGCACUGAGAAGAACCAUUUUUGUUUCACAAGGGAAGGUAGCAUUCGAUCUGAUCAGAUCCCAGUAUUGAAUGAAGCUUCUCGAAAGGACACCAAGAUGCUAGACUGCCAGUCUCUGAGAAGGAGAAUGUUUGACCUUCAACUUCCAGCUGACGAGUAUAUAGAUAUUGAAGAUACUGAUGGAUACGGUCUGACGAAUAUUGCUGAGGUAUCACCUAGUGCUAGUAUUCUCAAGAAUGGAACUUGCUCUCUGUAUUCUGAGAAUGAUGUGAAGCUCAGUCUAGGAAGCAAUCACAGAGAAGACUGUCACAUCUCGAACUCACCAACACAAAUCUGUAAAUCAGCCUACAGCAUAGUUGAUUUAAAUAAACUUAAAACAGAAGUAUGUUUUGAAGCACCAGUAAACUUGGAAUCUGUUCAAUUACUUGUCUUGAAGAAUCACAGUUCACAGAAUCAAGAGCAUCAUUUAUCGAUUGGAUCAAAUACUAGUUUCUUGGAUGGGCCAGGUGAUCAACAGGCUAUGUCAGACUUGGAUGCAGAUGUACACACAAAAAGAGAAUGGCCAUUCUUUAUUGAUGACUCUGGUAAGAAAAGGAGCACUGUAGAAUUUUUUGCUCAGACCUGGAAUAACGGAAAUGUGGGAACAUCAUGUGAAACAUUACAAUCGAACAUUAAGAAAUGUCCAAAAAUAUUUUCACUUGAUCAUAGUAACCCAGUGACAUGUUCUGGACAAGAGCCAACUCAUAGUAUCCAGACAUCCGUAGGAGUCCCUCAUUGCACCUGCUCAAAUUCCACUUUGUUGUCUCCUUUAGUGUCUUCUUCAAUCACAGCUAGUGAGAUAGACUUAACCAGCCAUGCAUCUUCAUUUGUUUCAUCUUGGAGAAAACCUGCCACCGGCAUAAACAACAAACUCAUUGCGCUUCAAGCACUUCCAUGCUUCAGCGGAUCAUCAAAUCCUAGUAAUGAGAACUUGAAUUCCAAGAUAGAUGCUCCAACUCCCAUUGAUUGUGAAAAGUGGCAGAGUGAUGGGAACCAGAACACAAGCCUCCUUUCUGGUACUGGGGUGUCUCAUACAAAUGGAUUUCACCAUUAUCUUCAUCUGGAUUCUAAUUCAGCAUCAUCACCACAUCCAAAACUUGCAUCCAAGCCAGACCAGAUUGAUGGCAGCAACAAAGAUCUCCAUGGUCAUUUACCUGGAAGACAUGUAAAGAGUUUCCUGAGCAGGGAUAUAGGCACUCCAAUAAACAUUAACCUAAACCAAGCAUUUGCAACCGGUGUUGAAGCAAGGCUUGCUGUCAGACAGGAUGCAGUUAUUUGUGAUGUUGACAGAAAAUAUGACAAUUUGUCAGGGGGUCUAUCUUGUCUUAGAAUAAAACCAUCUUCUAACGAGUCUGUUUACUUGAAGAAACAUGCUGCCAAAGUGGAUCUUAGCAUCUGUGAUAGACAUCCUCCACUUAGUUCCAGCUUGAUGGUUGUUGCACCGCAAAUUGAGAGGAAAGGAGAAAUGGAGCUAGAUUUUUCUCUAUGCAAACAACAGGAUGUGGCAUCAAAUUCUCAGUUUAAGGAUAACAAGAUGCAGCAAAAUCAAGUUUCUGAUAGCUAUGGGAAAAGAAUUCUUAUUGAUAAUACAAGUCAGCAAAGCAGCAUGCUUGCUUCUGUUCAACAUAUGAAACAACGACAUUUAACUGACAAUGCUAAGUCUAUGGAAAAUUAUAACAUGAUUUUUUCAGACUUGGGACACGAAACAAAAGUUCUGAAUUCACAGGAAAAGAUUCACAUUGGUUGUUCGUUUACAGAAAUAUGUUCUGGAAAAAACCGUGCAAGCUUUAGGAAACACAUAAAUGUGAAUGCUGAGUUUGCACGUACUGAUGAUCCUAUAUCUCCAGAUAUAUUAACUCAAGGUGAGAUCACAGUUCAGUCAUCACACUACACACCAAGAUUUGGUGCAAAAAUUCCUUCUGGCAUUGAUUUGGAAGUACCCAUAUCUCAGGAUGAAACUGUUAUUUAUAAUCAGCAUAAAUACAUUCCUUUAAGCAAGAAUGAUGGUUCACAGGGAAAGGACUACUCUGGUGAUAUACUCGUUAGAUUUGCUGCAGAGAAUUUAGUUUCUAUCUCUAUGGAUUGCAGGGGUCGUUCAGAUGUAAUCAGUUCCCACCAGUUAUCUCUGCCUGGACUUGACACCUUGUCUUGGUUUGCAGAGGUUGUAUCAUGCAGUGCAGAAUCUUCAGAUGAUCAUGGUUAUGAUUUCUUUGAGGUCAUGACGCUGAAUCUUGAAGAGAUUAAGAUGGAUAAGCAUUCCUCUAGACCUAAGGAGCUUGAGAACAAAAAUGAAAAAGAAGACAAAGACGAUAUAGGUGCAGCUUCACUGCUUUUCACAAAGCCUCGGCGUGGUCAGGCAAGAAAGAGGCGGCAGCGAAGGGACUUCCAGAAAGAUAUCCUGCCUGGUCUUGCAUCACUGUCGAGACAUGAAGUAUCGGAGGACCUUCAAACCAUUGGGGGGAUGAUGAAAGCAUCAGGUAGGCCUUGUCAGACAGGUUUAACUAGACGAAACACGAGUCGAAAUGGCAUGAACCCCCAAACAAAGGGAAGGAGGCAGCCUAGAAGUUUGGCCAUUACCACUGAGGAGAUUCAAGUCAGCCCCUCUACACAUUCACAACCCAGCAAUUGUGAGAUAGGAGUCAGCGAAAGGUGUAUGAUCGGAUGGGGAAGGACAACAAGGCGAUGUCGUAGGCAGAGGUGCCCCCCUGGCAGUCUCCCUGCUCCAUAAGGUAGAAAGCAAGCACUAAAUUUGUCAUGAUUGUUCUAUAGAGGAAUUCGGACCGAGUUCUUUGUAGUGCAGGUGGAAGAUGCUUGCACUGGUGAAAUGUGGUUUACAUGUGUUCUUGAUAACAGCCUGUACAUUUCAUAAUAAAUGCUGCAUAUUUACCUGAAACUGAGAAGAAUUUGACUGUAAAGAACUUCAUUAAAACAGUUAAUUCCAUGAAGUCUAAGCUCAUUAAAUCA
Messenger RNA from Musa acuminata AAA Group (dessert banana), 4928 nucleotides. RefSeq lists its product as uncharacterized. The coding region runs from base 1498 to 4692 and encodes 1064 amino acids. The transcript has 5 exons. Lineage: Eukaryota; Viridiplantae; Streptophyta; Magnoliopsida; Zingiberales; Musaceae. The record is from RefSeq and is a predicted model, not a curated record.